Molecule: messenger RNA, 2760 nt
Organism: Neoarius graeffei (lesser salmon catfish)
Lineage: Eukaryota; Metazoa; Chordata; Actinopteri; Siluriformes; Ariidae
Product: spermatogenesis-associated protein 22
Exons: 8
Coding region: 181-1257 (358 amino acids)
Biological process (GO): homologous chromosome pairing at meiosis; meiotic DNA repair synthesis; gamete generation
Source: RefSeq, a predicted model, not a curated record
GGUUGACGAUGUAGCUAGCUAGCUAGCCCAUACUACAAACAAACAGUUCUUCACGGUUUAAUGUGUAUCCGCGGUAAUUUUCCCGAGAAAAUACGGUUAUUGCUUUUCUUUACCUCAAAACCCCACUGGAACAUUACCGUCUGAUAGACCAAACUACCACAUUAUUAUUAUUAUUUUGUCAUGAGGAGAAACGAAAACCAGCCAAGACCAACGGCAGGCUGUCUGUCUGUUCCACUGUUUAACCAAAAGAAGCGGAGCAGAUUGCCCCUGACGUCCAAUCCCUCUGAGAGUGAAGUGUUCUCCGGAUACGAGAACAGAGACAUGCUGAGCUUCACUUCAACCAUCCAUCCGUCCAACAUUGCGAAAACUCCGCCAUCAACAAAUCGAGCACCUCUGGCUCAGAGAAGUCCGUGGAACCAGCAAACCACCCCACCACCUCUGCAAAGCAAAGUGUGGCCCACUGCUUCACCUGCUUCAACAGGAGGAGCAUACACACCUGUACCUCACCCGCAGAAGCGCACCUAUGCUUGGUCCCCAACGGGGCCACAGAGACCUCCAGGCAUACAGGAUUCCAUGGCAACAACCCCAAGUUUCAAGCAGAGUGGAUUUCCGAGUGGGAGUGCAACCACUCAAAUUCAGAAUAAAACUUUGACUGCCAAGCAACCCAUGAAGCAGCAGUCAUUUAGCCGAAACAUCAGUCUACCCAGAGGCUCCUUCGCCCCUUCAGAGCUCACAGCACGCAGUCAGGGACCUGCAGCUCCGAGCCAGAGCUCCCAGUGGAAGAUCAAAUCUGGUGGAGUUAGAGGAGGAACGUGGGUUGAGGACACUUUUGGUACUGAGAGCAGUACACAGCAGCAGGAAAAAGCACGACCCAAGAAAUCUCUGCGAAUCCUCACCGCUGUUAUAGAGGGCACGAAGCACUGGAGCCAGUUCAAGGACAAAAUUCCUAUGAUGUUUGAGAUUUUUGCCACUCUCGAUUCUGCAGUUACAAUCGGAAAAUUUGGUGCCAAGAACUUCCUAAUGAGGGAUGGGAAGGAUACAGUGCCAUGUGUCUACUACGAAAACGAUCAGGUGCUGCCGAGGCUGAUCCGGGGUCAGGUGCAUCGCUGUGUUGGGAAUUACGACAAACAGAAAAACGUUUUCACCUGCGUGUCAGUGCGGGCUGCCUCCCUGUCCGAGCAGAGAAACGCUCAAGAGGCCGUGAAAGCAUCAGACGCCGAGAUGAGAAACGAGGUCCGGGCGCUUUCUGAAAUGUGAUGUGAACGGACUGAGCAGGAAAGUUUUAUAGUUUCAAAGGUGUGUUUUCACUGAAGUUUAUUUCGGAGAUUAGCUAUAAUUGUCCAAAGCAGUGCUGAUAAAUCAGUUUGAUCAUUUAUCCGGUGGCUUUUUCAUCCAGGUUAUGUGCAUUUUUUUUUUUCUUCCAUGUUCUGUUAUCAGUUCAACUCUCAUAUAUGCUUUAAUGAAGUUCAGGACACAAAAAAGUCAGUUUUCUUUGUUAAUGAAACAUUUUAUUACAAAGAGAAAAACACACAACAGCAAGUCUUGUUAAGGUUCAGGGAAUAAACAAACACAAUUAUGAGGUAAUAUCUCAAAAUAGAUCUUCCAAAAUGGGAUCAACCUUUUUUUUUUUUCUUUUUGCAUGAACAGCCAUCUUACGUAAUUAUUUACAGCCAAAACCACACAAUGGAAAACUAAAAUACAACUGAUUUACAGAAUCAGAGUUCAGACCUCACACACACACACACACACACACACGCACGCACACACUAUUACAGACAAAAGGAAUCACUGUACCGAAGGUUAUUACAAUAACAGCGUCAUCCGAGUGCAUUUUGGGAACGUAUGCACGAGCACAUACAUCUUUUUAUCCUCAUUGGUGCUUAUCACAUAGUGUACGCCGGUAUUAUUGGUCAGUGUGUUCUGCUGUUUAAAAAAAAAAAAAACCCAUCUUUUAAAGUUUCCACUUGCUCACAGUUUGGGAUAGAAUUUGUUCAGCUGGGUUUGUUUAGAGCCAAAUGCCACUGCAUGCUUAAUCACAUUAAUAACAGGAAAGUAGAAAGUCUUAGCUGAAGACUGAAUAUACUCAUUUAGCAAUUCUGAAAAUGCAUCACACGAAAAGAUACCAAGAGGAGAAACGCAAAUGAGGGCCAAGUUCAGGUUAUUGAGCAUCUCAAUUUUGUGCUGUAUUACUUCUUAUAGUUUUUUAUCAAUUAAAUAAUUCUUUGAGAGUAACUGACAUAUAAUGACAGUAGUGCUCUUUAGUUUUAAUCCCUCAUUCAUUCCUAAUUGUUUUCUUAUUUAUAUGCUGCUUAUUUUUUAUUAUUAUUAUUGUUUUUUAAAUCCCCUUGGAAAUUAUUUGUACAGCUUCUUGUGAACUUGCUCUGGUUCUCAUCUAGAAGACUUACAAUUGAAACAAUCCCCGUUUAAUUUAUAGCAAACCAAGACAUUCACAGAAAUGCACAACACGGGGGGAGGAACCAAAAAACUAGGAAGCAUUUACAAAACUACAGUUUCAGCAGAAGUAACCUGAUCAAAGGUAUUGAAGUCUUCUUAGUUAUGGUUUUCCAAAAAGGCACACGUUGGUUAGGGCAGAAAAAGUGUUUUUUUUGUUUUAUUGUCUGUUUUUAUCUCGAGGAGUGUCUCUGUGUCGACUUUGUGUGCACAGAUGGGGAAGGAAAAAAAAAAAGAAAUGCAACACUGACAGGAUCUCAGCCCUAAACAACAACAAUAAAGACAUGAUGAUCACAGGAACAUGGGAAG